UUUAGACAUGAAAAGCUGGAUGUUAUCAAAGGGGAUAUAUUAAACUCAGAGUCCUUGAUUCCUGUCCUUGAAGGCAAAGAUGCUGUGUUAUCAUGCCUUGGUGCCCAUGGAACAAGUGUCUUUCGACACACAACAUUAUACUCAGAGUCAAUGAAGUCAAUAAUGUCUGCAAUGGAAAAGUAAGUGUCUUGUCCAGUGCUCUCUUGUAACACUGCUGCUUUCUUCUCUUUACAGAGUAAGGGUUGUUAUGAUGGUCCUGGAGGUGACUCCGCCCAUAUGUAGGUUAACUUUGCUCGUGGUUCUCCUCCUUACCCCAAGAGGUUUUUCUUCGGGUAUUCUAGCUUACCCCUCUACCUAAACUAACUCUUACCUUAAUUAACUCUGAGAUUUUCAAAUUCCAGUUUGAUCAGGGGGAGAUAAAGAAUCCAUUUUUAGAUUUGCUAAUGCUGAACAUGACUAUUUUAAACUUAAUAUAAUAACGUUAACAGCAAUUAAUCAUCAAAAUUUGGUUCUUAAGCGAAGAAAAUAAGUUGACAAUUUAUUGCAUCUUCCUUCUACAGACAUUUUUAGUUCAGAACUUUCCUAACUGUAACCCACCACCCCCUGUACCAGCUUGAGCUGGUUCCUAAGGAUAUAGAGCUUUAAAUCCAUAAAGAGCUUUAAAGGCUAACUGACCAGCAUUUGCCUCGAACCAUGUGUCUUCCUACUAUGUCUGAUUUAUAUUACGUGGAGCGUAAUGAUAGACAGUAUUUUGGAGAAACCCAAACAGUAACACAGAGCCGCUUAGAAAAGUGAAUUUAAGAGUGCUGAGUGACACCCAAUUUAAUCAACCAUCAACUUUAUUCCACCAUAAAGAGGUGUAAAGCCGCCUUGCAGGGUGACCGCUUGAAAAGACGUGAUGUAUAAUUCAGGUAAAUCCUGGACUCAACUCGAACACCAGAUGUUAAAUUAAGCUACAAUGGAGGUCAAAGAACUUGGGAAAGGUGGUAAAAUUCUUCCAAGUAAUUGUUACAUAGAACUCUGCUCCUAGUGACAAUUCUUUAAUCAGUCUUGUGUUCUUUCCUUCUUCCCUCCCACUCCCCCUAUAGAAUGGUGCGCCCACUGAAGGACUCAUUUCCACCCAUUUCUGCUUAAAAUUCAACAUUGCAGGGAUGGGAGGUAGGAGGUCGACAGUUUUACUAAUAUCACAGGCAAGGUCUCAACACUUAUUACCUCCAUCGUAGGUUUACUUAAUUUGCAAUCGAAAUUACAGCCUCGCCUGUUGGCUAAGACUGUGUUUAUUUAACAGGAGUAAACUUCAGAGAAUAGUGUGUGUCACUUCGUGGUGCACUAGGAAGGAAGCAGGAAAUCCCAAAACUGUUGAGUGGCUUUUAAAGCCUGUUGCGAUGGCUGGGUUCAUUCAUGAUAUGGCUUUGAUGGAAAGCAUACUUAUGGAGUCAGGCCUCUGCUACACCGUUGUCCGUCCACCAAUACUGAACAACAGUAAGCAUGGGAAGUUGUUGGGGUGUCUUUAUAUUAGUGUUAUACGCAAACUUUCAAGGCAGGUUUUCACUAACGACGGAGUCAGACUCGGGGGUUAGUGAAUCAAAUUAACGACGCCGCAUAUAGCUACAUCACUUAGUUCCUAUAGUCAACUAGAUUGUCGGAGUCGCAGUCUUGUUGCGUUUUCCGCGCGUCUGAUCUCUAGCUCUCUGUAACUGAACCACUCACGGAACGCUCCAGGUUUGCUAAGCCGAGAACGCCAACGCUAAGCACAGACUAGGCAACCAUCGACCCAGUUUUCAUAAUUUAUUGAGUUUGUUAUAACUUAUUUUCAUGGACGAGAACUACGUUUACGGAUUUAAACACAUUAAACUAUUUUGGUUUUUUCUCUUUUUUCAUAAAUAUGAAGUAUUCCUAGUUGCUUGAUUCAGUAGCAAUAUACUUUCCCAUUCUUAUUGUAAGGUUUGUCGAUCUCUUUAACACUGAAUUUGCACCCUAUUCAUGUAUUGUGGUUUCUAUCAGAUCCAGGUAAAGGCGACUACACAGUGCUAGAGGGUCAGUUUGUUCCCAAAGCUCCAAUGUUCAUACCACGAGCCGAUGUUACAAAUUACAUGUUAUCGUCACUCCAAAGGAAUGACUCGGACAGGAAAUGCAUGGCCAUUGGCGGGAAAGCGUGA
Messenger RNA from Porites evermanni, 2159 nucleotides. NCBI's taxonomy places the organism in Eukaryota, Metazoa, Cnidaria, Anthozoa, Scleractinia, Poritidae. The record is from the annotation of a GenBank genome assembly.